AUGGCCUCGCUCUCAGCGGUCUUCAUCUCGUCGGCAACACCGCCGUCUGAGCGCGUCGAGAUUGCCGCGCUCGCAAAGUGCGCCAUCGCCGCACUGGUAAGCUUCAAUUACUGGCUCAUCUCCAAGCUCGCACCGCCCGCACGGCUCACAUAUAUGGAGACGAUCCUCUUCCACUUCCCGCAGAGCAAAUUGGCGGAGGGAGCAGCAGGCAACACGGCCACUGCGUGCCCGAGCAUGUGUGGCAGCAUCAGUCGCCUGUUCUGGUCCAACUUAUGCCUCCCGUUCGCAGACGUCACCGCCUUUGUAGACGUUGUCGUCGGCGGGCUGCUCUUUGCCUUUGCGGGAUACCACCUUCGGUUAGUGAUGCGAAACGCCACGACCCUCGAGCCCGAUUGCACGCGCUUCGACGUCGGCGCGGUCGACAACUUGGAGCAGGUGUUUGGCAAGAGCAGGUUGCUGUGGUGGCUACCUGUGGGGGGGGAGCCGACCGUGGACGGAAUCAGCUGGCCAACGAAGUAG
This is a messenger RNA of Emiliania huxleyi CCMP1516, 519 nucleotides long. RefSeq lists its product as hypothetical. NCBI's taxonomy places the organism in Eukaryota, Haptophyta, Isochrysidales, Noelaerhabdaceae. The transcript is spliced from 6 exons. The record is from RefSeq and is a predicted model, not a curated record. Bases 1 to 519 code for a protein of 172 amino acids.